AUGGCGCUUGUCCUAAAGCAUUUGGCUCGCGUACUUCUGAACGUCGGACCGCGCUUAAUACAAGUAGCUCAGGAGUUGAGAAGUGAGAGUCAACAUAUAACAAUACCUCGGCCGCCGACAGCUCAGUAUCAACACCAAAAUACGACACGAUUUGUUCGAGGGCUUAAUUUGAUAAGUCACUACACCAGUUCAGUAAUAUCAAGUAUCGAAGCCGAUGCACAAUCCCAACAUGCAGCUACUCCGCAAGCUGGCUCAGGUUUGAAUGCCCCAACUAUUAUUAUUGAUGCUACUUUGCCCCUAUUCCUAGCGAUAGACAUACUGAUAGCAACAACAAGUAAUAAAGAUAAAACAAAGAAGAAACAAAACAGGAAUACAGAUUUCCGGCGAAAAUCGCGACAUGAAGAAGACUCUUCAUCCUCAGCCAUAUCGACUACUGCGUCUGGUAGAAACACUGGCUUGAAACGCAGCCAUCAGGGUACAAAUCCAUCGCGGUAUGGAAACAGUAGUGAUAGCGGUAGCACAAGUAGCAGAAACGCAUCUAAAAAAGCCAAGCAUGAAAGGAAGAAAUAUAUGAAAGGAAAAAGCACUCAACGCUCCAAAGACCACAGCAGCAAGGGUGAUAGUUAUGGCAGAGGCCUUUAA
This is a messenger RNA of Mycotypha africana, 642 nucleotides long. RefSeq lists its product as uncharacterized. The record is from RefSeq and is a predicted model, not a curated record. Lineage: Eukaryota; Fungi; Mucoromycota; Mucoromycetes; Mucorales; Mycotyphaceae. Bases 1 to 642 code for a protein of 213 amino acids. The transcript is spliced from 2 exons.